AUGUCGUUCCAACACUCGUCGGCGAUGGAGUCGCAACCGACCACAUGGCGAAGGGAGGACGAUCCGCAGUACGCCGACGACCCAGAGUUCCGCGACUUCGCCUCAAAGCUCGGAGACGACCUAUUUGCCCUUACCAGCGAUGUCGCCCGCCUCGGGUCAGAGACAGCGAAACUGGGGACAUCGCGCGAGACGCCCAGAGUGCGGGAGCGCGUCAGAACAGCCGUGGAAGAGACGUCAGACAAGUUCAAGGACAUUGGAGAGCGGCUGAAGAAGUUGACAACUUGGCCCGAUGUUGGGCCGUCGCAACGCUUCACCCAGUCAAAGCUCAGCCGUGAGUUCAAAGCGACCCUGGACGAGUUCCAGCAGCUCCAGCGCCAGGCCAUCGAGAAGGAGAAGGCGUCCAACUCCGCCGCGCGAGCUGCUCUGCAAGAUGCAUCCUCGCCCACCGAAGAGCGCGGCGGUUUCGAGCAAGAGCAGCAGCAGGAACAGCUGCGAUUGGCAAACCAGGACGACGUCGACUUCCAGGAGCAGAUGAUCAUCGAGCGCGAGUCCGAGAUCCGCAGCAUCGAGCAGUCGGUCGGCGAAUUGAACGAGCUCUUCCGCGAUGUGGCGCACAUGGUGCACGAGCAGGGAGCCCAGCUGGACAUCAUCGAGGAGAACGUGGAAGUCACCCAUGACGCAUCGCGGGGCGCGCAUACUAAUCUGAAGCAAGCGAGCAACUACCAGAAGAGCGCGAGGAGCAAGGCCUGCAUCCUGUUGCUCAUCCUCGCCAUCGUUUUGGUCAUCAUCAUCCUGGCGGUCCUUUUGUAA
Messenger RNA from Paraphaeosphaeria sporulosa, 810 nucleotides. Its product is annotated as SNARE domain-containing protein. Bases 1 to 810 code for a protein of 269 amino acids. Gene Ontology annotation, molecular function: SNAP receptor activity; SNARE binding. Gene Ontology annotation, biological process: Golgi to vacuole transport; intracellular protein transport; vesicle fusion. NCBI's taxonomy places the organism in Eukaryota, Fungi, Ascomycota, Dothideomycetes, Pleosporales, Didymosphaeriaceae. The record is from RefSeq and is a predicted model, not a curated record. Gene Ontology annotation, cellular component: SNARE complex; endomembrane system; membrane. The transcript is spliced from 2 exons.